AUGGUUCCCGCUAUGAAAUAUUACAAGAACCGCGUUGCGAAACUUAGCGACCCAUUUUUGGAAACCGACCAAGAUGAGAUAAAUGUCUUUAUUUAUGAACCAUUAUCCGGUAAAGCAGCAGAACAAUAUCCUUUCGCCUGUAAAAUGAUGGGCGAUUUUACGACGAAUAUAACUAGGCUCACAGACGAAAUGAAUGCUGAUUCAGUGUGUCCGAAUAUUAAUUCAAUGAUAGAUAUUACUAUUACAAUUCCAAAACUUCAUGAGCCCAAUGCUAUGAUAGAAAUGGAGAGAAACAUGAAAAUCACAAAGGAGAUUAAUCGUAUUCCAAAUAUGGACAAAAUUGUUUAUUGUGUGGAUGAAAAUCUUUCCGAUAGUGAGCAUUUGGGCCUUGUUAUUGAAUAUCUUACGAGUGAACAGUGCUUAAUCUUGGCAAUAUUUUGUGAUGGUGAAAACAAUGAUACCCUGCAAAUUCUUGGCAAGUUUAGAAAAAAACUUCGUUCUCUAAAUUCAUAUGACACUACGAAAAGGUGGCUACUAUGUGAGCUCGCUAUUUGGAAUUGGGAGGAUGGCACCUGUGUCGAUAUUCGGAUUGAUCAAAAUUAUCGUCACACUAAGAUAAAGUCUUUUCAACCAAGUUUCACGGAUGGGAGGCUACUCUUCUGUUCCGGUCAAUAUCCAUGUAUUGUUGUGAUGCACGCUAUGCAACUCUCUAACCUUUACGUUCUUUCCUCAAAUUCUCAUCCUAAUUGGAUACAGGAUUUUUCACUUUUCACUCAUACCCACCUUCAGCAGGAAGUAGUUCUUGGUGUUUCCAAUUCCGCAGUUGUCACGGUGUGGACACUAACAGGGAAGGAGACACUUAACUCAACUAACUUCGAGCACGAAUCGAGAGUGGUUGACACAAAGUCGAAUGUUCUUCAAAUUCAUUGCUGUCAGCAGCUGCCUCGUCUUGUUCUUCUCAUUUGCACUGAUGAGUGGAGGAUUCUGGAUGCUUAUGAUUGUUCGACACUGACCCUGCAAAAAACGUCCAGUGAGAUGGAGAAGUUUACGGGGGGAAGUUUUUUCAAUCGCGAUUACAUCGCCAUAUUCACCGCUGCUGGCGAAGGCCUAAUUUAUCGUCUCUCGAAAGACAUCUUUUCGAAGGUAGGAAGCGGUAUCCAGUCUCCAAGUUCGAAAACUGAAUUGGUUAUAAGGCUGAAAAUGCAUGAUGAGCCGCAUUUAACGAGGCCAAUUAGAUCUCUUUUCCAAUACGUGCCUGUAUCAAAAGUAUCGAAAUCAAGUCUAUUUCGUAUCGGUGCUUCUGAGAACUCUAUUGCUGCCUUCAUAUGCCCCCGGUCUGACGCUCGAAUUUGUGCUUGGAGUUUGACUACCGAUCAUUUAAUCGAACCGGAUGAGUACGUUUUGGAGUUGCAGCCUUUCAUGCAGACAAAGCUCUCGGAAUGUUGGCUAGACAUCGCCAAAAAUCUUCCCAAUGAGCCUGGAUUUUUCAAUCCUACCAAUUCCCCCGACGAAGUGGUGACCUGCUGUAUUCUAGCUUAUCUCUCGACCAAAGUCGAGCGCAAGGCCCUUCCUCCACUCCUAAUUCGUGGUACUUCAAACGGAGAUAUCAUUAUUUCCUCUCCUUCAAAUGACCCUAUUCAUCGAUUUAAAGCACACAAAGGCGCUCUGCUGAGCCUUCUCCAUCCCUUCUCCUUCGGUAUGCACCGAGGUGACUUCUCGCCUGGCAUUUUGUUGUCGGGUGGUGAGGACUUCGCUGUUAGGAUGUGGGACUUGGAGGAAAUUUUGAAUAGAGAAGAACCAGAAAUCAUACCUCUAGGUACAUUUUACAAUCAUGUUGGGCCUAUAAUCGGCCUUACGUUCCACGGAGGACACAGGAAGGAGAUUGUCAAAUUUGGCGAUAUUGCUCCUCAAGGCACCGUGCCAUGUUCACGUAGUUAUCAUCUUGUUGUUUUGACUGUCGCUGAUGAUGGAACAGUGAGUAUCAUUUCUCCAAACUCCAAACGCACCAUUAUUGUGGCAAGAACCGCUUCUGGUGGUUCCGCCAACACUCCUGGAACUGUUCAUGCUGUCAGCUGGCGACUGGCCGAAAUGAUGCUCCUGGUUCUCGCUACCGAUGGCUCAUUGGCUAUUUGGGACAUUCACACUGGCCAAUUGGAACGGAUUGAAACUGGUCCCACAGCAAUGAGGCUCUUUAACACAGGCUCCGAUCUCUUUGUAAUUGGAUCUCGUCCCCCUUCCACUCCCCUGAUGGCCUUCAAUCCAAUUAACCAGAGUGCUUCGGCUGCCAGUGUUGUUCAUCACACUGCCCCCGCACGGCUAAUGCCUAGAAAUCUAGGUGGUGGUGGUGGUGGUGGUGGUGCCGAAAAGACCUUCCUCCCUCCCCUCCUACUCCAGAGUGUUGGAGCUAAUUUGUCUGGUGGACCUGCUGCAUUUGUAUUUCACUUCGAUCCUGAGGCUAUCAUCAAUAACAUUCUAACUUCUGCCAUUAAUCCAAAGGAUGAGAAUAAGGGGGUUGUUAAAAAUCCACUAAGCCUUCGAGAUUGUGGAAGUAUUCUUAAAUACCUGCUCUCUGUGAUAUAUCCGUGGUCAAAUAGUGAACACGCUGGGCUUAUGCUAGAGGCCUUACAAUUGCCAAAGUGCCCUCGGAGACCACUUUAUGGAUGUCUUUCAAUUGCUGGAUUUCUUGCUCUACAGUUUCCAAAUUCAAACGUUGAGAGCAUCGCUCCCACUAUUGAUGAUUGUCGUUCCUCGAAGAUUGCUACGAUUAAUCAGCUUGUUCAACUCGCUAUUGCUGAUGCUUUAAGUUGUUCACCCGCUGAUAGAUUGUCGGAAAUAUUCCCUGCUUUAACUGCUCCAAUUGAAACCCUUCUCCAGCAAUCAAUACUUUCUCCCUCCUCUGUUGGUCUUCUGCGUCAAUUGAGGCUUCAUUCCCUCAUUGCUAGAUGGCAGACUAAGUGUAUUCACAUUCGUCAUAGCGCUAGAACUCUAACCUUUGCAUAUCUGGAUCAUCUUUCUGCCGAAGAACGUCGAGCCCUGGCCGAUCAAUGGUCGGUCUAUCUUCCUGAAUCGAAUCACCACGCGGUAGAAUCAAAUUCCAACGAGUGCAAUCAUCAUUCUGAAGAGAAUCCACCUAGCCAUGGCUCAACCGAUUCACGGAUCGCUUUAGAUUGUUGUGAAAAAGAAGAUCUGCUGAAGUUUUCAAUCAAGCUUGAAAAUGGAAUCUACGAUUCAUUUGCCUCUGGGCCAUCGAAAUCCCUCACUGCAUCGUCGAUUCAUCAUUAUCGCAUUGUUAAUUGUGCAAUUCUAACCCUCGCUGCGUUGGUAAUACGAUCCGAAUCGCCUCACCUCAAUCCCUCCUUAGCUGCUCGUGACUUGUGCGUUGAGUUAAAUUAUCCCUCAACCUCGCACGCCGCUUCUUUGUCGCCAUAUUAUGACUCUGUCCCUCCCGACGUUAAGAUCGCUUCCUCGCUAUUGAACGAGGAAGUGCUUCGCAAUCUCGCUUAUGCUCUGCUGCGCUAUCUGGAGAUGGAUACAUUGUCUUAUCUGAAACAACCGUCAACUGCUCAAACGUCGCCUCUGCGUCGUACUGCAAUCGAUUUUCUUGGUAGAGGAAUUCUACUCUGGGAACCCUAUUUGGAUGUCUUUCGUCUACUAAAUUCCCUACUCUCACCGAUUGCUGAUGAACCGAAGGAGUUGGAUGACCUCCAACCAGGUGAAGUAUACAAUGAACAACAAGAUGUCGCUAGAGCAUGUCGUCAGGCUCUCUGGAAGUUAGCAUUUACUCGUCCGCAUCUUGUCAUUUUGACACUUUCGCUUAUGCUUCGUAGACUCGGUCCUCACACCCUGAAUGCCAUGUUCUCUGCUGCUGCUGCUUCUGCGAAUGCGACUGGGGUUGGUGGUGGAGAUGGUUCGCAAAAAAUUCUACGAGUUGUUGUAUCUUCUCCUGCACUGGCUGCACCAAUAUUAGGUGCAGACUCUUUGCCUAAAGCUCAGGGUCUCAAUCCGCAGAUCACCAAUCAACUUGCUGCGCCUGGUAUGAAACACGAUAACAACGUGAAUCCUCAUAUUCCGAGCUAUGUUAUUCCCCUUAUUCGUGCGGCACCUGAGAUGCUUCGAGUUUUGACAGAGUUGACAAGUCGUCGGGGCCUUGAAAUGACGCCCAUUCUUCCCGAAUUAGUGGAAGUAGUGCUGGUUUGCGUCAAUCGAACCAAGCUCAAAGAACGAGGGCUUAAUUUCGUGUUUCCCAUUCUUCAACAAUUCCAUUCGGUGGAUAGCCAUACUCGAGCUCAGAAGGUGUGCGUUGGUGGAUAUAAUGGCAAACUGAUAUUCUUUGACUUCAAAAAUGGUCGCUAUCAUACUGUUGAUAGCGCACACAAAGCGCCAGUUACUGCAGUUUGUUUUAGCUCUGAUGGACGUCAAGUGGCGUCCUAUUCAAUACUGGAAAAUGUGAUGAAAACUUGGCAGCUCUCCUCUACUGGUUUGUUUGGAAUUGGCGCACAACACGUUAAGCCACUAAACGCCUAUCCAAUAAGACCUUUCCAGUGUCCAGGUGGAACAACUGGAACUACUCCCAACCCCUCGGAUAUUGUGUUGUCAUGGCCUGAGAUGGGGGUUGUUAAUAUUUUUCAUUCCGACGUUCUUAUUCGAUCUGUACCUCUUUCCAACUAA
Messenger RNA from Rodentolepis nana, 4668 nucleotides. Lineage: Eukaryota; Metazoa; Platyhelminthes; Cestoda; Cyclophyllidea; Hymenolepididae. The record is from the annotation of a GenBank genome assembly.